AUUUUGGAUAACCUCAUUUUUUUUUCUUUAUACUGUGAAGAUUUAUGUUAUAAAAACACACUUAGCUCCUCUGAUGACUCCAAAAGUCCACACAGUCUCUGCACCAGUCAGAUUUGAUGGUGCACGUCAUCAGAAGUUGGAUUUUCCUUUUUUUUUCCUUCCUUCCUUGCCAGUAGUACAAGUGGUUAAGCUGCUGGUUUGUUGGAGCACAUUGCAAACGUUGUGCAGAGGGGCGAGGAAGCACCUGCUUCCAACAAGGAGGUGGAGAAAAUGCUCUCAUGAAAACGUCCAACUGCAGUGGUUGGCACUGACACUUGUGCAGGAGGUUGGAUUGCUCUGAGAUUAUGCACAGGUUAUUGUGAUAAUCUUGUUGGGAAACGAUGGUUUGCGGUUUUCCUUUUUUUUUUUUCUUUUUUUUUUUGUUUCCAGAAGAGGUGUGACCAAAAACCAGGCAGUAUAAAUUAUGGAUUCCCUUUGUGGUGGAGUGGUUGUUACAGUUUAUGAUAAAUGUAGCUUUUCGGCUUUCUGUCAGCUGCCAUUUGUGUUUUAACAAUGAUGGUCUUUGCUUCUGCAUCUGUGUCGCAUUUUAAUGCACCACAAACUGUUGCCAGAGUUUCCUGCCCCUGGGUAGGCUAUGUGGUUUUAUCAGAGAGCCUCGGACCGAAAUCAGGAGCGCAGGAGCUAUGAGAAGAUACUUCUGGACUUGGAUUUGAGAAUAGAUACAGCUUUCUGAGAGGGCAGUGACAGAAACGUACAGACAGCGGCAUCAUCGGUAGUAAAAGUUGGAUUGAAAGUACACAUUCAAUAAGGAAACUGAUGCGCGUAAGAAGGGAUGCCAGCCAGGCGUGGCUUGUGUUUGAAUAUCCAAUGUGAGAAUGCGUGGGGAGUAUGUAUAUAAUAGAGUCUUUCCAUCUGAUAAACAGAGAUAUCAAACUGGUGAUUAUAGCAAAGGACGAUCAAUAAACUGAGAGGACUCCGCUUGAUUUGGAGGAGCACGGCGCGCUGGGUACGCUUUGUGCGUGCAUGGACCGGACUUCUGUAAACUUUUUUCCCCUCCUUGAGUCACCGUAGCCUACAUUUUAAAUGCCUUCGCUUAAUUUGACAGCUGUGCACACAAUGGCAGAGGUCGGGAGUUUUCUGGGGGCACUCGACUUGGAUUUACAAAGCUUUCCUGCACUCGGGAAUAUGCCCUUACCGGAGUCUCCUGUAGGGUUGAAUGAGCGGCUGGGGCAGAUUGAAGGGAGGCUGCAGCGGGGGUCGCCGACGGAUUUCGGGCACCUCAAAGGGAUCCUGAGGCGGCGGCAGCUCUACUGCAGGACCGGCUUUCAGCUGGAGAUAUUCCCCAAUGGGACUGUGUAUGGGACAAGACAGGACCACAGCAGAUUUGGUAUCCUGGAGUUCAUCAGUCUGGCAGUUGGUCUGGUCAGCAUCAGGGGGGUGGACGCUGGACUCUACCUCGGCAUGAAUGAGAAAGGAGAGCUCUAUGGGUCGAAGAAGCUGACAGCAGAAUGCGUGUUCAGGGAGCAGUUUGAGGAGAACUGGUACAACACCUACGCUUCAACUCUGUACAAGCACACAGACACGGGACGCUUCUACUACGUGGCCUUAAACAAGGACGGCUCGCCCAGGGAGGGCGGCAGGACUAAAAAACACCAGAAACUCACUCACUUCUUACCCAGACCAGUGGAGAUUGAAAAGAUCCCUCAGGCAUACAGGGACCUUUUCCAGUACAGGUGACCAGUGCUUAUACUUGGAGAACUGGCUAGAAGAGAAAAGAAAAGAAAAGAAAAGAAAAGAAAAGAAAGAAAAAAGAAAAGAAAAGAAAAGAAAAGAAAAGAGGAAGCGGGUUGUGGAUAUUUGGGACCUGGUUCAGAACUGUUUACCCUCAGCUUCCCCUGAGGUCACUGUGUUUGCGCCUUGGCUCACUACCAAGCACGUACAGCACUGAAAUAAACAUUGUGCAUGUUCCUGGUUGUCGCUUCAUUGCCUCUGCAGUGGACUUCAGAGAGGAGAGGAAAGUUAUCCUGUAAAACCACUGUGGACAUGGAGAGAGGAGGCCGGACUCCUCAGGCCCGAAUGACUGCCCAGCUGUUGGGGUGAUCAAAUCAGGUGCCAUGUUUUCUCAAUAACCACUUUUUUUUUUUUUUAGAGGUAAAUGCGUAGAUACCGAAGCGACACGCAAUGACAGAUGGAGUCAUGGCCCUUGGCGGUUUUGAGUAGCACUACGCUGGUGGAAAAAAAACAAAAGAAUGGUUGCCUAUGAGACCACCAAGAGACUUUUAGGGGCGCCAAAUGACGGAAAGCACUGCAGACAGUCAUGGUAAUGUAAGAGAGGAGACACAUUCCACACACAGAGAAAGAUAGGAGAAGAAGAAGGGUCAGGAAGACACAGACUACGUGGUACAUGCAUGUUAAGUGACAGUUUGAGAUAGUCAGGUACUGAAGAGUUUGUAAGAAGAAUGUCUGUUGAGUUAGAGAGCUGGACUUUUAUUAAGUCGUCUUUAAAAUCAAAGAUGAAAAGAGGGGGAUCGGAUCUCUAUGAUGAAUGUGGGAUUUUUGAAAGAGCACUUACUGCACAUCCCCAGUCCCAGCUGUGGGCUCACUUAGUCUCCUGUGUAAUCAUCUAAUGAGUCUAAUGAUCACAUUCAUCACUUUUAAAUAAAAUAUCAAGCAGUCGUGUAGGAAUUGCAUGCAAAACAAGUGAUAAAGCUCGGGACAAAAGCACUUCUCUGACUGUGGUUGUAAAGAAUAAGUGAUGGGUUUUUUUUAAAAAAAGGACGGUGACUUGUAAUGUUCAGAGUGUCAGGAACAUUAUUAAAAAUGCAAGCAGCUGAGGUGUACAUAUGGGUGAUCCUAUUUAUGAGAUGUACAAUAUAUUUAUUUUCUACAUAUAAAGUAUAAAUAUAAAUCUAUAUAUUUAUUUAUUGCAAAGAAUUUAUUUUGUAAUGAACUUGAAGUUAUCUGAACUGUAGAUUCUACUGAAAUUACACCAAAAAACAAACAAAAAAAUAUGAAGAACUGCAAUGAACAUGACAAUAAAAUUGUCCUGCUAUCGAGAACUCAUUGUGAGAGACUAUUUUUGCUUGGAUAAAAUUCUGA
Thunnus maccoyii (southern bluefin tuna) is the source of this 3099-nucleotide messenger RNA. RefSeq names its product fibroblast growth factor 16 (gene fgf16). Bases 1084 to 1737 code for a protein of 217 amino acids. Gene Ontology annotation, biological process: positive regulation of protein phosphorylation; positive regulation of gene expression; fibroblast growth factor receptor signaling pathway. Gene Ontology annotation, molecular function: fibroblast growth factor receptor binding; growth factor activity. Gene Ontology annotation, cellular component: cytoplasm. Lineage: Eukaryota; Metazoa; Chordata; Actinopteri; Scombriformes; Scombridae. The record is from RefSeq and is a predicted model, not a curated record. The transcript is spliced from 3 exons.